AUGAAACGCUUCUUCUCGUUUGACCGAGAAGAAAAGGGCUUGCCUCCUGUCGAAGGCAAUGCGCCUAAACAGCCUUCUUACUACCCCAAUUCUGAUUCUUCACAAAUCAACCCGCAAUUGACAGAAGAACAAGAACGAGAGCGCACAAGUCAACUAUACCAUAACCGCGCAAAAUUAAUACCUGCAGACAACAAACUACUCAUUUUUCGCUCCCUGACGGGUAUUGACCACGUCCCUGUCUUGUCCAAAGACGGCUUUUUCCAACCGCGUCAUGCACCCAAUGUCGGUAUAUACACACGCGUCGUGCAGGCAGAAAAAACUGCUGCUUUGCGUUAUCGUGCAUUUAGCAUCUUGAUCAACACUUGCCUAAGUGUGCAAAUCGUGGUUGCCGCCGCGUUGACCGCGAUUGGAGCUGCCAAAGGUCCUCAUGGAGUUAUUACCGCUUUUGGCGCCAUCAAUACCAUCAUGGCUGGUAUUCUUACAUACCUCCGUGGAUCAGGACUACCAAACCGCGAGAAAAACGUCGAAAAAGCUUGGGGCCAGAUCCGUGAAUACAUUGAACAGCGUGAACGUGAAUUCUGCCUGGAAAGUUGCGCAUUGAACGUCGAAGAGGAAAUACGUAUCAUUGAACAGAUGUAUGAAGAGGUCAGAUUACAGAUGGAGUCUGGAAAUUCCAACGACGGUAGCUCGAGGGGUAGUGCCAAAAGCAUCGACGCAAUCCGUGAGGCAAGGAAGAGUGCUAUUAUCGGCCAGAAUAGCGGAGCCGUGAAAGAAGCUCUCUCCGGACAUACAGGUAUAGAAGAAGCUAGAACUGCUGUUGCAGCUGAAUCGGGUCGAGCUGAGAACAAUCUCCGUGAUCGGUUGGGACAAUACGGCGAUCAAUUGCGAAAUACUAGCGACAAUGGUCGGGUUGGGAAUAUUCGCGACGAGUUACGGCACGUUGGGGACUAUUUCAGACAAGCGGGUGAAAAUAUCCAACAUAGAGGUGAAGAUAUUCGUCAGACGGGAGAGAGCAUGCGACAGACUGGCGAAGAACAGCUCCGACACACGGGCGAGCAGGUUCAGCAGGCGGGCGAGAAUUUACGAAACCCUGAACUUAGGGUCUCUAUUCAAACAACACAAUCAAACUCGAAACAGACUCAGACGGAUAAAGAUUUUCAAUAA
Talaromyces proteolyticus is the source of this 1164-nucleotide messenger RNA. RefSeq lists its product as uncharacterized. Lineage: Eukaryota; Fungi; Ascomycota; Eurotiomycetes; Eurotiales; Trichocomaceae. The coding region runs from base 1 to 1164 and encodes 387 amino acids. The transcript has 2 exons. The record is from RefSeq and is a predicted model, not a curated record.